Messenger RNA from Talaromyces marneffei, 978 nucleotides. RefSeq lists its product as uncharacterized. Gene Ontology annotation, cellular component: plasma membrane; cell cortex of cell tip. The record is from RefSeq and is a predicted model, not a curated record. The transcript is spliced from 3 exons. Gene Ontology annotation, biological process: fungal-type cell wall organization. Bases 1 to 978 code for a protein of 325 amino acids. NCBI's taxonomy places the organism in Eukaryota, Fungi, Ascomycota, Eurotiomycetes, Eurotiales, Trichocomaceae.
AUGGCUAGAUUAGGCCGAGUAGCCGCAGUCCUUAUACCAUGGCUCUUGACAAUCGCAUCUCUAGCUUGGCUCUCCACGGUCAUCAUUAGUUCCGUCUAUACAAAGCAAAAAUCAGGAAACAAGCUAUACUUCGUUAGGGUUGACCUUGCCAAUCUCACAGAUCCAGAUGUGUCCUCUCAGCUCUCCUCAAUGGCCUCUUUGGCCCUGAAAAACCUCACUGAAGCAAAAGAUCUUCUAUCCGACCUCCAGAAAGCUGAGACGGAGUCCCAAAUUCGCGAUUUCUAUGAUAUCGGAUUCUUGGGAUACUGUGCAGGAAACAAGACCAGCAAUGGCGACUAUAUCGUGGACUACUGCUCUCCUGCAAAGCCUAUGUUCUGGUUCGAUCCAGUAACGGUCUGGGGACUCAAUGGCACGGGAGCCGAAGCUCUUCUUCCAGACGCCCUUAAAGAUGGUCUCAAGGCAUAUGAAAAGGCUUCUACAUGGAUGUUCGUAGCCUAUGUUAUUGCAUUUGCCGCCACCUUUGUCGAAAUCCUGGUGGCGAUUUCGGCAUUCUUCAGUCGCAUUGGAAGUUUGUUAACAAGCUUGAUUUCUGGCGUCUCCACCAUCUUCACACUCUUAGCUAGUAUUACAGCCACGGCAUUGUUCAUUACAUUAGACGGCGUAUUCACCACCUCACUAAAGGAAUAUCAAGUACGCUCCAUGAUCGGUACUCUUCUCUUGGUAUUUACAUGGCUCGCAGUUGCUUGUUCUCUCGUCAGCGGCAUGUUCUGGGCUUUCACUUCAUGCUGCUGCUCAGGACAGUCCCGAACUAAAUCCGGUCAAUACAUUAUUGUGGAAAAGGCACCUACUUAUGAACGUGUGGCGUUUGCCUAUACGGGAUACGAUGGUCCUGGUGAGCCUAUGUUGGGCGGAUACCAAGCCCAUGUCACACCAAGUGCAUAUGAGCCUUUUAGACAUGUACCUGACAACGGCGCUUGA